AUGUUGAUACUACUCCUUUCCUUCUUCCUAUUAUUCCAACUAUCCCAUUCCCAACUAGUCAUCCCAUUGAACUCAUUAAAAGGUGACAACUUCAAAAAUCUGAUAUCUUCCACAUCUCCAUACUCCUUAUACGUUUCUGCUAAUGAAGAUAGUACCGAAAUUUUGAAACAAAUUUUUGUGCAGGGAAAGAAUCUGGAUGAGAUUAGAGACUCAAAAAACUCAAAAUCGACUGGAUUCCUACUGUCACCUCUGAAAAUCCAGUCCUCGUCCGCUUAUAUCUCAUCAAGUUUACCGGAUUAUCAAUUGGCGUCAUUAAAGGGAUUUGUAUAUGUUACUACUACAAAACAAGCUAAUGACGAUUCCUUUCUUGUCUACGAUGUAGCUCAAAGCCAAGCUAUUCGAACAAACCAUACUGGAAAUUACACUAUAGUUUUUUUGAAUACCAACCCAACCUACAGUUCAACUAUCAGUAACUGGACACAAGGUUCCUCAUCCACAGCAAAAAUGUACAGGGGGUACCCAACGGAUCUCCAAGAGGGCAAUUUUCUGUUUGCUAAUCCCGUUGAGCCAGUCAGUAAAGAGUUAAAAUUGUUCCCUGCGGUUGAAAAAUUCUCGGUUAGAUUUCCACUCUUCUACUUUAAAAUCACCAAUUAUCUAUUGUUUCAAAUUGAGUCGGGUAGUUUUGCUCUAGAUGGUUACUCCACUACUGGAUAUGACUCUACUGGUUUCUAUAUGAAACCACGAAAUGAGAAACCCAAAAACUUCACGAUUACCUGCAUGAAAGAUGAUAGAUAUAAUGGAUCAACCGGGAUUCUGAUGAGUGGAUCGAAUUUACGGACGGAUGCAACAUUACGGAUACAAUUCAAUGCACCAGACGACUCUAGUUUCUCAAUUAUUGAGAUUGCGGAUAUAAGAAUACCUGGGUUUGCUGUUAACAUGAUUUAUUCAAGUCUUACAAUUUCAUCGAAUAAUACGGAUGACGGGGAGGUUUAUGUACAGUACUACAUAUUGCAAGAUCAGUUCGUGGGAACGACGAGACCUGUUCAGCAGACAACUAUGAUACCAGUGACAACGACAAAGGGAAGUAAUCGGGGUUAUGCGGUGUGGGUUCUAAUUAUGUUUUUGUGUAUGAUUUUUUAA
This is a messenger RNA of Caenorhabditis remanei, 1140 nucleotides long. RefSeq lists its product as uncharacterized. Gene Ontology annotation, biological process: innate immune response. Bases 1 to 1140 code for a protein of 379 amino acids. Gene Ontology annotation, cellular component: membrane raft. The transcript is spliced from 4 exons. NCBI's taxonomy places the organism in Eukaryota, Metazoa, Nematoda, Chromadorea, Rhabditida, Rhabditidae. The record is from RefSeq and is a predicted model, not a curated record.